Molecule: messenger RNA, 2536 nt
Organism: Clarias gariepinus (North African catfish)
Lineage: Eukaryota; Metazoa; Chordata; Actinopteri; Siluriformes; Clariidae
Gene: creb5a
Product: cAMP responsive element binding protein 5a
Exons: 11
Coding region: 84-1421 (445 amino acids)
Biological process (GO): regulation of transcription by RNA polymerase II
Molecular function (GO): cAMP response element binding; DNA-binding transcription factor activity, RNA polymerase II-specific
Source: RefSeq, a predicted model, not a curated record
UCAGUUCGGCGCGCUCGGGGCUCGCGCGAGGAGCGUCGCUCGUCUCAGUCUGCGCGCGCGUUCAGGUUCUUCAGGUCUCAGUGAUGAACACUGAUCAGGACGGGCCAUAUGUAUGCACUGCUCCCGGAUGCACUCAGCGCUUCCAAAGAGAGGAUCAUCUGAUCAUACACAGGCACAAACAUGAGAUGACCCUCAAAUUUGCAUCCAUUAGGUAUGACAACACACUCUCAGAUCAGACUCCGACUCCGACACGCUUUCUAAAGAACUGUGAGGAGGUUGGACUCUUCAGUGAUCUGGACCUCAAUCGGGCAUCGGAUGAAGAGGAAGAAGAAACAAAACAGAACUUUUCAGUGCAGGCUUCCUUAGGAGAGACCCCGGGCGAGUGUCAUGGCUCCCAGCAGCAGCAAUGUGCCUUGGCUCAGUUUCACACAAGUCAUCUCCACUCACACAACUCUCAUGCUUUAUCUCACUGCUCGAUGCUACGACACACCAACGCCCACAGCACCACCAUCGCCCAGUCAGACCCCAGCUGUCUCCACACCCAACAGCGCCACCCGGUGGCAUGCGCCAUGCAAGCACCGCCCCCUGUGCAUAUGAGCACACAAUUAGCAGUGGACCCCAGCAUGAUGGAGAUACCAGGGCCUGCUCACUCCAGAUCAUGUCACACACCCCAGAGGUCAAAGGUCAUACCAUGCCAGACUCACCCAAUGGCAUCCAAUGGGAACCAGAACCCCAUGGGUCACAUGAUGGACAUGAUGCCACAACAGCAUGUGAGGAUGGGGUUACCUCUGACACACGGGCCAGCAUCGUCUCAUCCAGCUUAUCAGCAGCAUGGCCUCGGCCAACCACUGCACAGACACGCCCCAGGUCAAGAGCAGUCUCCUCACAGCUGUGCUCACCACUCACCCCCUGCACACCUGCACCCAGGCCCAGUGCAGCCUGCAGCCAAACACCUGGCACAUCAACCCAUCCCUGCACAGGUAUCUCCAGUUCCCAAAAACACACCGUGUGCAGAGUCUCCUCCCCAGACGAGUGGGGGGAAACGCAGACGGACGGCAGACGAAGAUCCAGACGAGCGCAGGCGCAAGUUUCUGGAACGAAACAGAGCAGCAGCAUCACGCUGCAGGCAGAAGAGGAAAAUCUGGGUGAUUUCACUGGAAAAGAAGGCAGAGGAACUCACGCACACAAAUCUGCAGCUACAGAACGAAGUUACGCUACUCAAAUCAGAGGUCAUUCAACUGAAGCAACUCCUGCUGGCGCAUAAAGACUGUCCUGUUACUGUGAGACAGCGGGAGACACAUGUUGGCAGCCCGACAGGAAGUCCCCUCCAGACACAAAACGUCCAACACAACAGUGUGUCGUCAUCCAGCACCACAGCGGCGCACACACACCUCACCACACAUUCACGCUCUGCAUCCUAAAUGCACACGGGACACACACCGGGACAUUUCUACAAACGGUUAAUAAAACGUGAAUUUGCUGUAAAUUGAAAUGAAACUAUGAUUAUAUUAACCAUCACCUGAUUCCUGAUCGUUGAUCUCAGCGCACGACGUCCAGCACGAGACUGAGAAAUAAAGAGACGCCUGACUGACACGCGGCAGCACUUUUACUUUAGGAUGCUGGAUCCUCUCACACUGUGAUGGACUGGAAUAAGCCGCCUGGACAAGCUCCGCCUCCUCCUCGUGCUCCUCCUCCUCCUCCUCCUCCUCACCCCCGCUGCCUUACUCCCAUCGUUUUGCCGAGUGGUAUUUCCUCAGGGACGGUCACUUCUGGCAAUAUCUCUCUAUGUGUUGUGUGUGUGUGUGUGUGUGUGUGUGUUUUCUAGCACUUUGUUUUUCUCUGCCUCAGCUAACCAGCUCUGUGGAAACAGCUGAAACGCCAGAUGAGAACACGAGUAAUUUUUUGUACCUAUCAAUCAGGGCUAUGUAUCAUAGUGUAAAUAUGAACAGAUAGUUUUGUAUGGCUUCGGAUUGCAUCUGCACCUUCUGCUCUGAGCUGCACAUUUCUCCUCAUGUGACUGGAAGCAGUUGUAUGAGCUCUUCUCGAGUGAACCUCUCAGGUGUCACGUACAGAAAUAUACUGAACUCUUCACUAACUGACCUGCUUUAUUAACUCUGUUCAGUCCAUCAUACUGUACAUAUACAAGGAUCUGAUUGCGAUAUACAGUAACACACCGAGUCUUGAGACAUUUCUACUCUCCAGGAUUCUCCAUGCGAACACAGACGGCACCAGGGCAGUUAGAGAUCGAUUCCUCACUGACAAUCACAUUUCAUCAGAGCGGGAAUAGAAAAACCCGACACUGUGCCAUUGGCUGUUCGUGCAUUUUGUUACAAAAUGUUGAAUGUUUUACAAAUAUUACAGUGCAGUGUUAGGAAAUGUUUAAUGCAUAAAACCUGGGGAUAAUACGGUCGAAAUGCUGUUUUCCAUGUACAGUUUUCCAAAAAAAAAAAAAAAGAACCAUAUUUCUUUAUUUUUGUACCAGCUAACUAACAAAUGUUAUUGCUAUUUCUAAAUAAAAGAACUUGGGCUACAGUCA